This is a messenger RNA of Chenopodium quinoa (quinoa), 913 nucleotides long. RefSeq lists its product as uncharacterized. The record is from RefSeq and is a predicted model, not a curated record. Bases 146 to 688 code for a protein of 180 amino acids. The transcript is spliced from 2 exons. Lineage: Eukaryota; Viridiplantae; Streptophyta; Magnoliopsida; Caryophyllales; Amaranthaceae.
GGGGUAUAACUAAAAAUUAUGUAAACCAAGUUCAACCCAAAAAUCUAGCCCGGCUCAUACACACACUCAUCAGAAAAAGUUCCAAAAAUUGGAUCAAUCAAACCAAAAAUAAUCAUCAAUGAACAAACACUAAGUGAAAGAAAAAAUGUUAUCCAUUUCAUCUCUCCCAAACACUCGUCUCACUCUUCCCACCAAAACCAGACCCACUUUAUCCUCUUCUUCUUCUUCCUCCUCCAUUUCUUCAUUAUUUUCCAAUCAAAUCUUCAAAUACCCUUUAAAAUUCCCCAAAACCCCAUCAAUUUCCCACCUUUUUUCCUCAAGAAAUUCUCCCAAUUUUGUACCAAAAGCUUCAUCAGAUUCAGAAGCAGAAGCAGAAGUUGCUACAACAAAAUCAGAAGAUGAAUGGCUUUCCAGAUUACCUGACAAAAAGAAACCUUUAUAUGCUCAUAGUUUGCCCUGCAUUGAAGCUUGGCUUAAAAGUUUAGGUUUUUAUCAAAGUGAUGAAGAUAGGGCUGUUUGGUUUAUUGAUAAUUCUGAAUGGCGUGCCCAACUUUCCCUUGAUAUCACUGACCUUUAUAUUAGAUAUAUGAAGAGUGGAUCAGGCAAUCUAGAAAAAGAUAUGGAGAGGAGAUUCAGCUAUGCUCUCAGCAGAGAGGAUAUUGAGAAUGCUGUACUUGGAGGACCAUAAGCAAGAUAUGGGUUAUUUAUUGGUAUAGAAAUUCUGAAAUGCAUACGCGUUCAUUAGGUUGUGGAACAAUAUUUUCGUUAUAAAAAUUGCGUUAUAUGGUCAUACACUUGUACAUGUCUGAAUAUUUCUUGCAUUGAUUUAUUGUUGCCCACAACUUGGCAUAUUGACUAUCCUAAAAAAAAGCACUAGAAAUCCUAUCAAUACAUGUCAAAAAUAGUUCUUCAA